AUGCCUCUGGAUAUCGACCCCAACUAUGUUCUGCAGGCCGCGCGACUGACAGCCAUUGUUGCAGCGGCGCCUCACCAGGACGACCCUCGCUAUCCGGACUGGGAGACGAGGAUUUACCUCGAAGUGAGUCAGCUUGAAAAGAGUUUCCCGCAGCCCUUGAAGUCGUUGAGGAUGCCUGGGAUCGUCAUCAGCGCGUUGCUGGAAUUCACCCGGGCAUACCAGCAGAAGGCCCUGGCGCGGCUGGACCACAUAUUGAACGAUGAUGAGAGGAUAUACAAGAGGUACCCUCUGGCUGUGCACGAGUAUGGGGAGUGUGAGGACCUGGGAAGGCAGUGGUGGACUGAAGAUCCAUAUUGCAAGCUGCCACCGGUGAAGAGUAUGCCAGCGAAGGGCUGGGGCAAUGUGCCAGCCGAUGACAACACCCAGGGACGUGGCGAGGAGGACCUGGCUACCGGGGACCUCGUCACCAAGGGGAAAGGCAAGGAGAGAGCUGACAACGACAUCGGGACAGGCAUGGUGAGUGAGCGUAUCGUCCACGUGGAGGCGGGGGAGGACAAGGGAAAGGGCAAGAGCAAGGAGAAGGCGCAGGGGAAGGCGGCGCAUGCGAUGAGCGAGGAAGAGGAUGGGGGAGAGGGAGAGGGAGAGGGAGAGGAGCAGGAGGGCGAGGAUGACGAUGAUGCCGACAGUGACGAGGACGACGAUGCCGACAAAGAUGACGAUGAUGAGAUGGCAGAAGACGUGCCGGGUGCAGGCCAGCCCGAAUCCAUCGAGGUCGAUGCGGCGUCGCCCCCUCCGCCAACUACCAGACCAAUAUCGAUCUCGCCAGCUGCCCCAUCACUCCGAAAGUGCAAGGCAGUCAUCACAGAGUCGAGUGAGGAGAGUGAGAAUGAGGAGGCGGCUCCGAAGGUGAAGCGGAUGAAGCCGAUCGAGGUCGCAAAGGAGAAAGGCGAGGCCCCAACCACCUCUGGCCGAGUGCAGCGUGCACAGAAGAGGAUGGCGCAGACCGAGGUGGAGGGCUCGAAGGUGAGCACGAAGAAGAGCGGGAAGAGGAAGGCGAAGGAGUCAAGUGAUGAAGAGGAAGUACCGACCGUCAAGCCGCCAAAGAAGAAGCAUGCAACGAAGGAAUACAAGAGCAAGGAGUUCAUCGAAAGUGAAGACGAGACUCCGGCACCGCCUUCCAAUCUACCCACCAAGACUGCAGGGGACUCUAACGACGGUGUUGCGAAGACGAAUGCCCCUGCCAAACCUGUCAAACAGACAAUGAGGAUAACAGCGACACCUCAUGUCGCACCGAAGGCGAAGGCAAAGGGGAAGGCAAAGGCGACGGCGAAGGGGAAGGCGAUGGUGAAGGCGAAGGUGAAGGUGAUGGUGUCGCAGAAGGACAUGUGGAAAAAGACAUCCACCCGCGUGUCUGACUUCAUGUGGGCACAUGCAACAGAUUUGCUCAUCCCUUGCGUUGGCUGCCAGGAGAAAGAGUGGCCAUGCAAGCUCAACACCGCCAACUUCGGUCGCUGCCUCGAAUGUGCAGCACGAGGCAUCAGUUGCAGCAUCGCGCCGAGGAACACGGACGGCAUGCCCCUGCGAGGAAACUCACACACUGCACAGCGUGAGUUCCAAGAGAUGUGCGCAGCGCUGGUGGUAGAGGGCAAGCCACUGCCCACGUCGCCACCUCCAUACGAUGUCAAGGUCGACUCCAAUGAGCCCGACGGUGCAGAACCCAUGGUCAUGGGAGUGUCGAAGCGCAAGCCGCCGAAGAAGACCAAGACGUGCAAUGCUGCAGCAUCCAGCUCCAAGGUCAAGGGUGGUGAGGAGGUCGAGGCGACGAAGCAGAAGGCGACCGUCACGCCCUAUGAAGCCAACGCUGAAGGCGAGGCCUCGGUGGAGAAAUUGUCGAAGUCCAAGCGCGCCGCCAAGUCCGCCACCGCCACUGGAGCUGUGGCUCUGUCCAACUCUGGCGAGGUCGCCAACUCUGGCGAGGUCUCCAAGUCUGGCGUGCCUGCCAAGUCUGGUGCGGUCGCCAAACCUGGUGAAGGUAAGAAAUCAGGACCCAAGGCAAAGCCGGUGAGGAGCCAAAACUCAGGUGCGCAAGAUGGUGGCGAGGUCACCAGGACCUCAGUACGUGAGCCGGAUGAGGUCCCGCCUGCCAAGUCUGUUGCGAAGGAGGGCAGGCAGAUGACAAGGGUGGCGAUGGGAGGUCGCUCGGGCCCAAUGGUGCCCGUGAUCACCAGGAAGGCGAAGGCGAGUGCUCCCAAGGCAGCAGCCAAGAUGCCUCUGGCGGAAGGCGAUGGCAUGGAGGAAGCCGCCAGGCUGGCAAUGGAGGCGGUGUGGGCUAUGGCCUUCCAAACAGGGCCAGCUGCUCCGCCGCAAGCUAGCAGCAGCAAGCGCAUGCUGACACCAGUCGCCGAUGAACCAGAGGAUGCGCCAGAGUAUCAGGCAGAGGUGGCGGAGGAUGAGCGCGCGUCCUUGGAGCGGCCACACGACGAUCAGCGGCGUUCACUGCUGAUGCCCCACGAGAUGAGCGCAGGAGCUGCCGAGGUGGCACAGGAGGUGACGCCCUCCCUGGAGAUAUCUAAGGCGUCGAAGGGAGCGAAGUCCUCCACAUUGGCAAAGGCAGGACAUCUCGAUGAAGGGUGA
This is a messenger RNA of Sparassis crispa, 2634 nucleotides long. RefSeq lists its product as hypothetical. The record is from RefSeq and is a predicted model, not a curated record. NCBI's taxonomy places the organism in Eukaryota, Fungi, Basidiomycota, Agaricomycetes, Polyporales, Sparassidaceae. The transcript has 5 exons. The coding region runs from base 1 to 2634 and encodes 877 amino acids.